This is a messenger RNA of Paramecium pentaurelia, 3089 nucleotides long. Lineage: Eukaryota; Ciliophora; Oligohymenophorea; Peniculida; Parameciidae. The record is from the annotation of a GenBank genome assembly.
UAAUGCAUAGUACAGAAAUCCCUGAUCCUUAAAAAAUAGAAGAAGCAUUUAACAUAAUUAUGACCACUAAAAAUCAAUAGAGUGGAAAAGAAGCAGAUUCCUAUUUAAGAAAUUUGGAAUAAAAUUAUCCAUACAUUUUAGUGUCACUUAUUUAGAUUUUUGAAAAUAGUUAGGUAUUUCUUUAAAUUAUAAUAUAUUUAAGGUUUAUUUAAAUAAAUUCUAAGCAUUAUUAUUAAUCAAAAAUAUUAUAGUUAGAAAUUGGACUAAAUGUUAAUUAAAAGAUAGUCAAAAAAUAUAAUAUAUUUCAGAAGAAUUAAAAACUCAUGUGAAGGAUAAAAUAAUAUCCUUUUUAGGAGUUGUUUAAGAUGAUAAAUUUAAAACAGAAAUUAAUUUGAUCCUAGGAGUCAUUGCUAAACAUGAUUUCCCUAUAAAAUUUUAAGGAUUAGGAAAUUUUUUUAUAUAAGGACUUCAAACUAUUAUAUAAAGUGGAUCAACUAAUAGUGCUAUGACUUAUGAUCUAAUUGUUACACUCAAAGUAGUUUAAUAGAAUGUAAUUUUAAAUAGAAAUAGUAUUAAAUAUAAUUAUAAUAUAGCUGCAUUUAAACUAUAAUAAAUUUAAUUCUUUUAGGCAAUUUGGAAUAAUCUAUUACUUCUUUGGAAGAAUAUCACCUAAUUACAAUAAUAAGAAUUGUAAUAAAAUAUAAAUAAUGAUUCAUUUGUUAAUAAAAUCUCUAAAAAAUUGGAUAGACUAUUAUCAUUAUCAAUAAUGUCCUUAAAUUAAGAAUACGAAUAGUAAUUAUAUAAUAAUAUAAUAUUUUAGAGAAAAAAUACAUUUAGUAUUUAUGUUAUUGUUAGAAAAAACAGCAUUUCUAUUAAAAAAUAUAUCGUAAUAAAAAUUCUUAUAACCAAAUCUUAAAACUUUGAUUCAUAGUUUAGGUAAUAUUUAAAGUUUAUUCUCAUUCUGUAUUAAUUAAGGUUUUUAAGAUUAUUUAAUUUUAUUAAAAUUAAUAAUAUAGAAUGAAUGGGAAGACAAAAGAGUUUUAAGAACUGGUUUAAUUGGAAUAUUAAAAAUACUAAAAUCUUUAUUGUUUUUUAGAGAUGAACAAUUUUAUAAAAAGAAACUUUAAGAAGCUAAUUCAUAAUAAUUUAAAUAAACAAUCCAAUCAAUUAAUUAGCUCUUAAAUUCAUUCUUUUAAGAGAAUAUGUAAUUCCUAAUUGAAUAACUAAUAAAAAUUGCUGCAAUACCAACUGAUCUUAGUGAUGAAGAACUUAUUGAAUAAGAAGAAGAUUUAACAAUUGAUGAUGCAAAAAAUGAAAUGUAAUGUCCUAUAUUUACAAUUUGUUUAAUAUGUUAAGAUCAAUUAAUGUAAAGAUUUCCAGAGUUAUUCAUUUAGAAAAUUACUGAAAUAAUGCAAUAAUUAAUAAAUAGUAAUUUUAAUGCUAGUUAAUAAAUUUUGGAGAGCUUCUUUGCAUUAUUAGGAUCAACACCAAGGUUAACUACAAAAUUAAAAAUAUAACCAAUAUAAAUUUAACCAGUUUUAUAAUAUUUAAUAAAGACAAAUACUGUUUAAUGUUAGAGAAGAUUUGCAUUCUUAUGUAGAAACUAUUGUAAUUGUUUUAGUGAUUCUGAAUUACCUUAAAUAUUAGAAUAUGCUAGAUUAUUAUUAAGCAAUUCAUAAGAUUAAAUAGUUUAAUAUUAAACUUUGAUGUGCAUAAAGAGUAUUAUAUAAUAUUUAGGUCCUAAUUUUGAUUUUAGAAAUAUUACAUUUUUUGAAUAAGUUGCACCUGUAAUUGUUAAAUUAUUAUGUAAUUUAUAAAAAUCAAAUAUUUUAUGGCCAUUGUUGUCUUUAUUAGAAAAUCUAAUUUAAAAAUAUUCAGAAACUAAUGUAAAUUCUAUGUAAAUUUUGGUUAAAGUUAUUGAAAACUCAGAUAUCAUUUUAUUAAUGAAAACUAAAUCAUUAUUAUUAAUAGGAGCUUUAUGUGAUAUGUUUCUUGCAUUAUUUGUUUCCUUUCCUUUAGGAUCUAAUUUAAGUCAUUUAUUUAAGUUAGCAAUAAUUUUGAUUGAUACUAAUUUAGACUCAAAAGAAAAUAAUAUUUUUGAUUUAUUACAGUUUUUAUUAUAAGAAUAUGAUCCUAAUUCAGACAAUAAUGCAACAGGUAUUUUAUUUAGUAAUUUGUAUUUAACACAUGAAAAGGAAUUUAUGGAAGAUACAGAAUUUAGUCAUAUGUCAACAAUAUUAAGAAUCAUUGAAGAAUUAUUAUUAUUAAAUCUCAUUUAAUUGACACCAAAUAUAUUUAAUCUUCUUUAAGAAAGAUUAUAGAUUGCAUAAUCAAUUAAUUCUUAUGAUAUUGCUAUGAUUUUAAAGAAGAGUUGCAUAAGUUUAUUGGAAACAAUAAUAUUGAAACAAUAUGAAAGUAUAACAGUUCAACAAAAUUAACAGAUUAUAGUAUUUUUAAUCUAAGAAUUACUUAAAUUAAAUGGAGGUGAUUAAGUUGAUCAAAUGUAUUACACUAUUUAAUAUAAGAAUAAUAUAUUGGAAAUUCUCAAUAGAUUUAUAUUAAAGGAUAUUAUGAGUAUGAUUUAAGUAUUUAAUUCUGUUUCAAUAUCAAUAGAUUAAUAUUUUAUUUUAUGGUAAGAUACUGCUUAAAAUAUUAUAAAUAGGGGAAAUAGAAAAAUAAAUGUAAUUUCUUAAUUAUUAUUCCUCAAAUAUCUUUAAAAAUCUACAUUCGAGAAAGUAUUUUAACAUGUACUCUCAGAAGCAUUUCCAGAAAUUGAUUAUGAUUUUGAUCUGAGAUCUAAGGAAUUUAGAGAUUUACAAUAAUAAAAUAAAAAAAAAUUAGCUAAUUCCAGAUAAACUAGAUUAUCUAAAUAGUUUAGAAAUAAUUAUAGGAAGGAAAUCUUAUAAGAACUUUGUUUAUAUGAUGAAACAUUUAAUUUAAGGUAAUUCUUCUUUUCAACAAUAUAGGUAAUUUUUUAUUUAUAUUUAAUUAGGAAUGUAUGAAACUCCAUAAUUACUCUGAAUUAACUUAGAUUAUCAAUAUUCCAUCAAUUAUAGACAAACUGAAUCAAUUGAUUAAUGAAAAAUGAA